AUGGCCGAGCCAGUAACUACCAACAUCGAACCUAAAACACCAGCUAGCGAUGAUACCCCGCACGAUGCUUUACUGCUCCCGAGGCUUGCCCUUCUAGACGCGGGAAAAAUUCCUUUGACAUCCUGGACGCCAUCCUCAGAUGAGGAGCAGCGCAUAUUCCGCGUCUGGAAGGGCUUCACACUAGCCGAACGAACCAAGGAUACGGUGUCUUGGAUAUGGGACUACGGCGUUGAGAUUCAAUCAGAAGCGUCCAGGCGAUGGAUCUGCAUGCCGUGCGUGCGCCAAAAAGCAUCAUCACCACAGUCAUACGAAUCAAGAGGCACACAGAAUGCCGAGCACCACCUCUGGAAGUCUCACGGCUACUGGGAUCCGUCAGGACGACGACGAACGCCACUGCAGACGAAAGAGGGAAGGAAAGCCUUCGCAUCGAUCACAGACCUCAUGGGCCUCAAACGUUUGGAGCCUAACGACCAGGCCCUGGCGAACAACCUAAUCCGACGAUUCGAUCAAGCCGAGUUCCAGAAGCUGGUGGUGAACUGGAUAGUAGAGAGCCAGCAGUCAUUCAGGCAGGUCGAACAUCCACGUCUGCGACAAAUAUUCGAAUACCUGAAUCCUGCGGUGCGUAUCAAGGAUGCGCAUGUUACUGCUAAGACUAUCCAGAGCUUGGCUAUUCAGCAGUUCGAGCGCCAUCGCGAUGCCGUUCAGCAUGCAUUGAGGAGGUCUCCGGGCCAGAUACAUAUCGCUUUCGAUGGCGCGAGGACCAGAAACCGUCACGCAUUAUACGGCGUGACGGCUGUCUUCCGAGAUGAGGACAACCAACUCCGAAAGCUUGUCCUGGGCAUUCCGGAGCUGGUGGAACGACACUCCGGCGAGAAUAUCGCUGCUGAGAUCCUUGACAUUAUUCGCUCCUUCGGCAUCGAGGACAAAGUGGGUUACUUCACCCUCGACAAUGCAGCGAACAACGACACGGCGAUGCGCGAGAUCGCGCAAGAGUUGCACUUCGAUCCGGUGCGACGGCGCGUUCGAUGCGUUGGCCACAUUCUCAAUCUCGUCGUCAAGUCCCUUCUGUUUGGAAAAGAUGUCGAGGCGUUUGAGGACACCGUCGCGAAGGGCGAAGCACUGGCAAGGGCAGCGCACGACACGUGGAUGCGGAGAGGCCCCGUCGGCAAAGCUCACAACUUUGCCAUUUGGGUCCAUCGGUCGGAUGUUCUGACGCAGUUGCUUCGCCAAAUCCAACAAGACUCGUAUGCGGCAGCUGACGACGCCGAAGUUGGGAAGCAACGGCCAGUCGACGUGGUUAUUGACAACGAUACCAGAUGGCUAUCCCAAUACUACAUGAUCAAGCGGCUGUUGCGACUGCAGCCUUUCUAUGAAGAGUUCAUUGCUAAAGCAAAGAGAAUCUUCCGAGAUGGCCGGAGAGGAGAGGUAGGCCGGAGGUUUCCUCCUUGUCUUGAGGAGUCAAGCUUCCUCACCGAGAACGAUUGGGCGGUGCUCAGGACUUUUGACGAGAUCCUCUCGGACUUCCACGUGGUUGUACAAGCGCUCCAGGGCGAUGGGCAGCCGCGUUGUCGCGCCUCCGGCAUACGAGAGACCUUCGGUUCGAUGACUGACGUGCUAGAGGCAUUUGAGUUCCUUCUGAGCAAGCUGGAAGACGCAAAGUCGCAGAUCGAGACGCAUCCCGAGCCGGAGCAUUUUGGCAUUAACGUCAAUCUUGGCUGGAUGAAGCUGGACAAGUACUAUAAUACCUUGAGAGACACGCCGGUCUACUACGCUGCCGCUGCUUUGCAUCCUGGGCUGCGAUGGACUUAUUUUGACGAGAUUUGGGGCCGGCACCACCCGGAAUGGGUUGAAGAAGCGAAGCAGAUUGUGCAGCAGCUCUGGAGCAAUGAAUAUAGUAACCUGCAAAUCACAGUCGCAUCCACUGCCGAUGGGCCAGCGCUAAAAAAGCAGAAGACUGUGCUGUCCUCAUUUGAUAGGUACCGUAAUAGACACCGGCAAAGCAAUGCACCCACUGCCGGAGCAGAUGAAUACGCACGCUGGCAAGCUAGCAUGUCGGAGCUGGACAGAGAUGUGGCUGACCCGGUGGAGUAUUGGCACCUGAAGAGAUUCGAGUAUCCUAAGCUGUCUCGAAUGGCACUUGAUGUGAUGACAGUGCCGGCCAUGAGCGCAGAGUGCGAGAGGCUGUUCUCGGCAGCAGGGCUAAUGGAAAUCGAUGUGGAGACGACAUGGGUCCUCAAUAUUGUGGCCAUCAACCCACGAGAAGGCUUCGUGGACUCAACCCACGACAGCGCUGCUGACGGUGGCGAAUCCUGGCACAGAGGCGGCACUGACCCAAACUCGCCAGAGCACAUCACCGUGGAAUACAAGGAUGCUAAGAAUGGCCACAUUACGACGAAGCACAUCAACCGCGAAGGAAAGGCGGUUUAA
Molecule: messenger RNA, 2427 nt
Organism: Cordyceps fumosorosea ARSEF 2679
Lineage: Eukaryota; Fungi; Ascomycota; Sordariomycetes; Hypocreales; Cordycipitaceae
Product: Ribonuclease H-like protein
Exons: 3
Coding region: 1-2427 (808 amino acids)
Molecular function (GO): protein dimerization activity
Source: RefSeq, a predicted model, not a curated record